Malania oleifera is the source of this 765-nucleotide messenger RNA. RefSeq lists its product as uncharacterized. Bases 1 to 765 code for a protein of 254 amino acids. The record is from RefSeq and is a predicted model, not a curated record. Lineage: Eukaryota; Viridiplantae; Streptophyta; Magnoliopsida; Santalales; Ximeniaceae. The transcript is spliced from 3 exons.
AUGGCUUUUAGGGUGGAGAUAACCUCGGUUGAAGGCUUGAAGGCCAUGAAAGAUAUGAAAUCUACAAACACUGCUGGAGACCAAGGAGAAGAGUUAGAGUUUCUUGAAGUGGUCAAGAUUGGGGAGGAAAGCACAAACAAGGCCUUGGAAAUGAGAGGGGUAGAAUUAGACAACAAUAACAAAAAUUUACAAAUGAACAAGAAAGGGGCAGCUAAAGUAGAAUCUGAGGAGCAUUUGGAGGAAGAGGAGCAGAGACAAAAAAAGAAAUCCACGUCUUCUGGUUCCCAACAAGGGUCCAGUCAAGGUUCGUGGAAGAAAGAUUGCUACUACAGGGAUCGGAGGCAGGAGUUAGGGAAUCGUGGGUUUCAGGGUACGCUACGCAAUUUUUUCCAGCUUGUCCGACUUGUGAGAAGAGACACACCUGGGAGAGUGUCGUACUGGGCGAGCUCUCCAUUUUCCGAUCCCACUCUCUGCAUAUCUCCUAUUGGUGCACUUCAGUACUUGACCAUCACGCGUCCAGAUAUUGCUUAUGUUUUCUACUCUGCUAGUCAUUGUUUGCAUGCUCCAAUUGAAACUCACCUUCCUGCUAUUAAGCAUAUCAUUCGCUAUGUUAAGGGUACACUCCUCCUUGGCUUAGCAUUUAGCCCAUCCGCUUCUCCUGGUGCCACAAUUGCAUACUCUGAUGUUGAUUGGGCUGGUUGCCCGGAUACUCGUUGUUCCACUUCUGGUUAUUCUAUUUAUCUUGGCGACAAUUUGGUUUCCUAG